UUCAGGGUGGCUUUAACUCUCCCCACAUACCCUUCCUCUUGUGUUCUCACAUCCCUUUUCAGGUGGAGGUUCUCACAAAUGCUGUCUCAAAAUAGUCCUUUUUUUUUUUUCUUUUUUUUUAAUUAUCUGAGCCAUCCCACAUGCUCUUCUCACUAAUAUAAAAAAGAAUAAUUUCACUUUCACAUUAGGAGGACUGAUUUCAAUUGCCAUGUUAAAAUAUUACCACUUUAGUUCACUUUCUUGUCUGAACUGGUAUAAGGAGUUAUUUCCUUUGCUUUUUAUUACUCUUUCAGAGCAGAAAAUGGGAUUUGCCUAUUAACUUAGGUUAUGCCCUCAUGGUUCUGGGUUGAUUUUAUUGUUAUGUCUCCAGGUCAGUGCAGAAUAAGCUUAAAUCAUGAUCCUUUUUCCAUAGGGAAUCUAACCAGUGUACUCAGGUUUUUCAGCCAAGCGUGUGUUUUGAAAUUUCUACUAUGAGUAGUGCCCAGGGCAGCCUGUAGUCCAUAGUGUACAGAAACAGAUUUUUCUGUUGGCCAGCUUGGUCAUGUCUUUCUACUCGUAACUGAAAUUAUCAAAGAUUGUACAACCGGAUCUUGGUUAAUAUUGUUGAUCCAGAAUUUAAUCUUGAACCCUUUGUGUGUAGCCACACAGUUUCCCUGGAAGAGAGACAGGAGGUCUGAAAGUAAGUAAACACUUACUUUUUUUAAUUAGGACACCUGGCCGUGGACGUGUGCGGAGACCUCAUCUUCUAGUCAGAAGGUGAUUCACAUGUAGUCAAGCUUCUGAUCAUAAUCUCACUUCGAGGUAGAGUUACCAAAAAGAUACUUGCUCUACUUUCACGUGACCCACAGCUGAGGUAAAUGCGUGCACCUCUUUCAUCUGGUUUUUCACAGUUGCUCUGCGGAGGUCUGUGGGGCUACGUGCUGAGCAAUGGGGCUGCUGAUUGUGCUCAAGAUGUCAGAGUUACAAAUCCUAGUUAGUUUAAUUUGAACAGCAGUAAUGCAAGGAAUGACAACAGAAAAGUCAUUUCUAGAAAGUGAGGUCUUGCUUUAUGAGAAUCAGAUUUAUUUUUUUUUUUUAUAUGAGACAAAAUCUCAAUCCAAAAGAUGGGCAAAGCCUAGAGGAAUGCUAAGUGCCAGACGUGCAGGAGAUGCCUUUGAACCGAGUGCUGUGAGGAGUAGUUUGGGUGUGGAUGUGCUAAUGAGUUACAGCGUAAUAACAAGGUUUUGCACAGUGGCUUUGUCCUGCAGUAAGUGUUACACAAUCCGAGAAAAUACACCCUUCCAUGAAGGAGAGUGACUGAGAUGUCACCUGGGGGUACAUUGUAAAGGAGUACGUCUCUUUACUGCUUGAAAAAUUGCAUUUUGUCCAGUAUUAAAGCAGCUUCUGUCCUUGGACUGUGGACUCUGCAGGAGCCUGAGGUGUGAUGGAGCUAGUGCUGGAAUCUGUGCUUCCAGGGGAGAAUGGGGUGAGGGUAACGUGUGUGGGAUGUCGGGAUUGUGGGUUAGGAAAAUGGGAAGGUUUUGAGGCUGGGGGUUUGUGGAGAGGAGGCUAAGCAGAGAUGAGACCAUAGGUAUAUAUAUUAGGAAGCUGGAGUGGUGAGAAGUGUGUUGGGAGGAGGCAGAGGGCGUGAAAUAGUGGCACAGUGGAGAGGAGGGCUGGAUUGGGAAAGUAGGAAUGUAAGAUACAGGGUGGGGGGGUUCAAAAGUGUAUGGUAAGGAAGGGUUCCCAGUACUGUACCAGUAUCUCCAGGGCUAUGUCCUCCUUAGCCACAAAAUAAUGCAAAUACUGCAUUUUGUUGGGCAGUUACAGGGCUCUGGAAGAGCUUGCCUCACUAUGUUGCUCACAUUGCGAUGCCACUGGAAGUUGGAAUAGGCAAAGUGAAGCUGAGCAUUCGUGAUGUCCUGGAUUUUGUUUUCUCCCCAUUUGUAGCACUCAGAAUGCUCUGAUUUAGUCUGUGCAGCUGUGUCUUAUGUUAUUGGCUGGCUCCAGUGUGUGUGUGCCCAUUCAUUUGGUUCUCUUCUGGCAUGAGUGAUGGCUGCUGAUGCUUUGAUGGUGAAGCUGGUGGUUUAGUUCCCCUUUCUGAAUGUAUUGCAUGUGUAUAAAUAUGAUUCAUAAGCUGGAAAUCCAACUUUGCUUAAUUAAACCAAUUAGACGCAGUAAAUAAUGCAUUUGUGGUUGGUUAUAACAGAGAAGGGUAGUUCAACCUCUAAAAUGUAGCCCUGUCUGCUUCUCAGUAACAGGGUUAGACGGCUCUUGCGGUUUGACCCCAGCUGGCAACUAGGACUGAGCAGCCGUUCCCUCACUCACUCCUCAUCCCCUAAGUAGGACUGGGACAAGAGGGAGAAAAAGGAGAAAAAAACAAAAUAAAUGGGUUGACAUAAAGACAGUUUAAUAGAAUGGUAACAGAAGAAAAAAAAGUAUUAAUGGUAAAAGAAUGUACAAAAUAAAAUGAUGCAGCACAAAUUGCUUCACUGCCCAAUGAUCGGUUGCCCAGCCCAUCCUCAGCUGUGAUCACAGAUUCCUGGCCCCCCUUCCCUCUCCCCCUCCAGCCCCUUUUCCAUACUGAACAUGACAUUUAUGGUAUGGAAUAUCCCUUUGGCCAGCUUCUUCUGUCUUUGCUCCCUCUCAGCUUCUAUGGGAAGCUAAAAAAGUCCUUGACUUAAAAUAAACAUUACUUUGCAACAGCUAAACCAGUAUGUGUUAGCAACAAUCUCCUCAUAAUAAAUCCAAAACACAGCAGCUACUGGGGAGGAAAUGAACUCUAUCCCAGUUGAAGGCAGGACAUCAGUGUUUUGUCUGUUUGCUUCCUCUGGGAUUACUGUAAGACCAUUUUGGUGAUGUCUCAGGAUCAGGUGUUUCUUGCUGUUAGUACAUUUUAAGAAUUAAUAUCAAGAGUCUUGAAUGAAUGUAGUGCUGAGUUACUCAUUCUGUUUAGUUAUCAGCAUGUCAAGGAAUGACUGGCUUCAGAACCCUCAGGUGCAUGUGGCAUGAGCUUGCUUUUUAAAUUAUUUGCAAACUUUGAUUUUUUUGGGGGGCUUUCAUCUGUUUGGAACUUGUGUUUUCAAAGCCCAGAAGGAUUUGUUUUCAGAGUGUGUCAAAUCUGAAAAUGCUAGAGAAAUUCUUCCCCUUCUCUUCAGAGUUAAAAACCUUAAUUUCACCAGUUUCCUGGGCGAUGGCAGACCAAAUGUUAAGGACUUCAUUUUCUGCUUCAGCUGGUGUAUUCCAUUGGUUUCUACAGCAAAAGAAAGCUCAUCUUCCUUCUGUUAAUAGAUAUGCUAUUUAUAGCUCUGAGCUUUUAGAUGAGGAGAACCAGAGUACCAAAAAGGAUAGGAGUUACCCAAAAAGUCUGUGACAGCACUGUGAACUCCUGACUCCCACUCCUGUGUUUUAACCACAAGGCCAGUCUUCCCCAAACAUUCUUCUUUUCGAUUUUGGUUUAAAAUUUAUAGAAUUGGAACUCGGUGCUUUUUGAACUUCGUUGUUUUAUUUCCCAGGCAUCUAGAGCCUAUUUCAGUUGCAUAGUUCAAUUGCAUAUCAUAGAGCAUAUUUCACUUGCAACAAUAGCAUUAACAAUUGCCUAUCAGUGAAUAAAUGUAUAUUUGAAGAAAAGAUAGUUAACAAAGAAAAUUCAGGCAUAUCCCCUUAUUAUUUUGCACUUAGUAAGAUCCUUUGCCUUUCCAGUAAUAGAGAUCCAGAGUUACUCUGUUGAUUUCACUGGAGUUUGUUUGGAUUUGUAUUUGAGUAAGUGUGAGCAGAAUUCCUUGUUGUUAGAAGGAAGUGAAAUGUUCGUAAUUCCAGUAAUCUUCUAAAUGGGUGUAUUUAUUCCCAAAGUUAAAAAAAAAAAAAAGGUAAUUUAGGGAGUGCAGUAAGAUCAUAAGUAAUUUCUAGUAAAUGAUAGAGUAGUGCUUAAUCCUGAAACAGCUGGUUUAUUUGGGAAGUGUUUAUUGACUUACAGAUGAACUUCGCGGGUUACAUACUUUGCUGAAAUAACUGGGCCUGGCUACAGAAGACCUGUCAGUUCACACAUACCUGAAAGUAGAUAUUUUGUGAAAUGACAAGGUUCUGCAAAAGCUUCUUUUACCUCUCACUUUGGUUCUGAACUAUGCUUGAAUCUCUCAGCUCAUAGUACCUUUCACUGAAGUUUUCUUUUAGCGUCUUCUGCCAAGAGUUUAGAGUCUGGAAUUCUGAGUGCCUGCCUAUAGUCUCUGGUUUGAUUCUGUUCGCAGUUUAAUAGCGUCUUCCAAAAACUGUAGGUGAAAACUAGAUCUGAUGGGUUAGAUUUUAGUUUUAACUCAAUAAUCUCAAAUAAUUAACACCUAGACUGAGUAAAAAUGCUCAAUCUGAUACUCAAAAUUUAAGAAACAGUAGCAUUAAAAUGUUUUUGCACGUGUCCACUCCCGCUAACAUGGGUUUUAUUCACAGUAUCCAAUCAGGCCAAGCUUCCCUCACCAGUUGUCUUCCUCUCUGGCGAGUUGGUCUCCUUCCCCUCUGGUCCUAGUUGUGAGUUUCCUCUAGUCUAAGCUUUCUGAUCCCUUCAGUUGAUGCUGUGCUUGUCCUCUAUAUGAAUUAGAUGGCACUUUCUUUCCAAAAUUUCACUUUGAAGGUCUCCUUGAGAGCAAAGGAGGUAGUCUUCCUCUUUUCCUGGUCAUAUGCUGAUGAGGAAAAAUUGCUAUAGAGAAAGUCUGGGUUUGCUUCUGGAACUCCAUGUGGGAAUUCAGUGAUGUGAGGAUACUGCACAAGAGGCAGCUUUGGGAGUUGUGAGUGGCUUGAGAACGCUUAGAGAGAAUGAAUUUAUUAGAGAUCUCCCCUGAAAAUCAAAUGCAUUCACCAUCAAGUUUGUGCGGGGUUUGGGGUUUUGUGAGGCUUUAGGUUGGUCAGUUUUUGAUCGAAUUUCAUGGCUUCUCAAAAGGCACGUUCCUGAUACAAGAGUCACCUUGUCGUAGGGGAAUUCAAGAAUUGAGACUGAGGGAAAUGUCUGCCUCGACAGUGUUCAGCUCUAACACUUCAAGCUGUAACCAUCAAACAGCUUUCCUCUCUGCACCGAGGAAGGUUCAGCCUUGAGCAUCUCCAUUUCCAGCAAGGUUCUCUGCUGUCUGGAGAACUCGUCCAACAGUUACGUUUUGGCUCAGAGUCAGCAACACCAAUAAUUGUUGCCAGCGUUUCUGAGCUUCCUACAGUCAGGAAUUGGCUUUUUCACCUGGAAUGGCUCUGGACUGAAGGAACCGACACGGAGCAAGACUGGGCUGGACCCUGGAAGGAUCUGACUGACUCCAGGAGGAGCAACUUGGCUGUCUAACCUGCCAUGCUGGGAGCUAAGGAGAUUUAACACCACUGCAGAUGGCUGCCUGCAGCCUGGCUGUAGGACUGUGGCUCCUGCUGCUUCUCCAGGAUAUCCAGACAGCCCCACAGACAUCAUUAAACCCAUCUCAUUCCUGUGAUACACUUGAGAAUUGGUUCUAUGAUGAAUCUUCACGAAGCUGCUGUUACCAGUGUCCCUCAGGCUAUGUUAAAAAGAAAUCCUGUCCUAGGGACCCAGCUGGAGACUGCAUGAGGUGUGGACCCGAACAAUAUGUGAAUAAUGAAGAGUCCCAAAAGCCACGAUGUGACGCUUGUGUAUCAUGCGCAAAAGAAUCUGACCUGGUGGAGAAGAAGCCCUGCUCCUUCAAUUCCAGCCGCGUGUGCGAGUGCCGCCCGGGCCUCUUCUGCCAAACCCCUGUUGUGAACACCUGCAGCCGAUGCCAGCAGCACACCGUUUGCCAGCCUGGCUUUGGAGUCAAAGUCAGAGGCACCUCAACAACUGAUGUUACUUGUGAAAAGUGCCCUGCUGGGACCUUCUCUGAUCAACACUCCAGCACGGACAUCUGCAAGCCCCACACAAACUGUGCCAAGUUAAACAAAGUAGCUCUACACAAAGGCAAUGCCACACACGAUCAGGUUUGCCUGGAUGAAUUGCCCACCCACCUCACCCCAAGCACUUUGUCCAUGAGAUUCAGCGAUGAAACAAAUAACUCUGGCAUCAGGAGGCGUGAGGAGAACCCGGUGACCAUUGUUAGCAUCCUCUUAAGGGCCACAACAACUGAAAAUCUCAGUUCAACUCCUGAGAGUAAAGCUCCACCUGGAACUUCUCCUACAUCAGCCAAGGGGGAGAUGACAACGGGAGGUCUCGUUCUCUGGGGAGUGGUUCUCUCUGGGAUGGUGCUUCUUGUGGGCGUGCUGUUAUUUUGGAAAAGGAAGGUUUGCAAGAAGCGGAUCCUCAUCCUCAAAGGAAAGCCAGCACAUCUGCAAUCCGUCAUCGCACACAAACCCAGGCUCAAAUCUCAAGGUUCUGAUCGAGUGAACAAAUGUGCGAUCGUCCUGACUACUGACAGUGGGCUGGAAGAGAAGGAAUUAAUUGACAGGACCCUCCCUUUGGAAACCAACAAUAACUUGGUCUCCAGUACAGAAAAAUCAUAUAGUCCUGAGCUGAGUCUGACGGAUGUGACCCAGAGCAAUGGAAACACCCCUGCCGAUUGCCCCACCGAUUCUCGAGUGAGAGACCACACAAAUAAUCGAAUUGAAAAAAUAUACAUCACGAACGCCGACACGGUUAUUGUGGGGUACAUUCCAGAGGUGCUUAGUGGGAAGAACUGUGCUGUUAGAGGAUGUGAAAAUAGUGUUGAUGCCCAGGAAAACACGGAAGAGGAGCUGGCAGUGCACUAUCCGGAGCAGGAAACAGAGUCUUUUCCAGGGAAUGAUGUGAUGGUUCCUGUGGAAGAGGAGGGAAAGGAAUUUCAUCACCCCACCACUGCUACUGAAAAGUGAUAACCCUCUGAGCAGAUGUGGGAAGUUAUGAAAACAUCCAGCACGACACUAAACCCGAGUCUCUGACAAGGGAGGUAAAACCAAAGUGCCUUAGAUUGUCUGAAAACUCGUGUAAAACACUGAACCACGUUCAAACAAGGAGUGCUAGAACCUAUCUCCUCUAACAAACGAGAGGAUCCUCCAAACCGUUGGCCUUCACAAGUGACCUCAACUAUUUCUCUUUCCUUCUGUCUCCCAGUAUCAUGCUGGAAACAAAUUUGGAUCAGAGCUACAAAAUUCAGAGGCCAUCUGGAUUCCAGCUCCCGUGCCACAGGUUGCUUUCUCUGCAUGAAGGAAUGGAUUGAAAACAAUAUCUGAUAACUUCUAUUAGUUAUGAAACUUCUGCCCAGAAUUCUGAGCUCGAGACUCCACCAUGUUCCGUAUGCUGUUUCUAUUCCAGUAUUACCAACACUUCCAAUUUUGUCAUAUAUUUUGCCUCAUCUGGUAGUUUUUUUAAGGCCUCAACUCCUGGCUGAAAGUAAUGACAUUUUCCGUUUUCCCUAACACAAACAGAACCCUUCAGUUUGUGGACUUCAUGUUUCUUGAGGAAAUAGGGUCAAAACAUGCCAAACAGACUCAGAAAACAGAAGGCAAAUAAAAUAAAUUGAAGUCUGCAGUACUUUAGGGCAUUCUUUCUAAUAUUUGAAGUCUGAUUCAUGUCUUUUGACUACUUAAAAUCAUCAGUAAAUGUAAAAAAAUGCUCUCUUCUGAUGGAAGCCAUACUGGCUGAACAUUUGGAUAUUGGAUGAACUAUGGGUUUAGCCCAGCAUGCAGUCGGUAAAAAGGGAAAAAAAGAAGAUAAAUUGGUUUUCUACUAAAAGGAAGGACUGAAAAACAGGCUCAGCAAUUAUUUCCUAUAACAUUGUUAAUAUCUGCUUGGUUUAGAAUUGCUCAGAAUCAUCAGGGUGACACUGAUUUGCAUAUCUAUUCUUUAAAAAAACCCUGUUUUGUGGCCAACUGGCUUGUGUUAUGCUUUUUUGAUAACUGUAAAUGUAAUAGUGCUGACUGUGUUUUUGCACAGGACAAUGGAAAAUGAGCGAGAUGACAAAGUGUGCCUUAAUAGUCAAAAAAAGAAACCACAAAAACAAUUACUUGCUUUGUAGUUUUACCCUGGACAGAGCACUGUAAUAACAGCUCUGCAACUUCAGCAUCUUUUGCCUUAGAACACACAAAAGGAACACGAGGGCAGAAAAACCACCACCUUGGAUUGUCUCUCUGACAGUGGCAGUAAGAGGCGUUAUUUGGGAAGAGCACAUAAGCCUGGUCAGUAUCUGCUGUUUGCAUUCCUCGUGCUUUGCAGCAGCAGCUGUAAUCGGAUUAAGGAUGUUAAAGAGUUUGUCCCAGUAUUCAUUCAUAUUGCCAUUAAUUUUUCUUCUCUCUUUUGAAUUUCCUGGAGCAAUCUGCCUCCAUGAGCACCUGUGGCGAGAGAUUACAGAUUUACCACUCUUAAACUGCCCCUUACUUAUUCAGUGAGUGCCACUGAUUCUUAUAUGGCAGAAUCUAGUGCAAUACUGAGUUGCUUUUAUGAUUCUUGAUCGUAUCCUCCUCAGCCUCCAAGCUGAGUUCCCAUCUCUUCCCAUUUCUCAUGUAAGUUAGGUGCUCCACUGCCUUGGUCAUUUUGGUUGACCUCUUCUGCAUCUUCUCUAACUUCACUACAUUCUUCUGGACAACUGGAGGCCAGAGCCAUGCACUGUGCUGAAGAGGAGUGGGCCAAGGUUUUAAAUAUGCCAAAAUGAUACUUUCCUAUUUUAUUCUCUGUACCUCCCUAGAUGAUGCCCACCAUCUGUUUGCUUCUUUUUUUUGGCUGCCCCUGCACACUAAGCAGAUGAUUUCAGAGACCCAUCAGGAUGACUCCCCAGUCCCUUUGCUGACAGCUGCUGGAUGGGGGUGCAGCACCGCGUAUGGCUGGUUAUUUUUCCCUAAAUGUAUUGCCUUGGGUUUAUCCAUGUAGAAGCUCAUUUGCUAGCUUUUAAUGAGCUCCUUCUGGCUUUAUUUGCCUCCUGUGUGUCAUGUAACUUAACUGGAGAAGUUUAGCUUUGCCUUCACUCUGUGGGCACUCUCUCCUCCAGAUCAUCCGUUAAGUUAUUGGACAGAAGCCCUGAUCCCUACUGCUGACUGGUCUCUACUCUGAAAAAUGACCAUUAUGCCGUGCUCUUUCCUUCCUGCCUUUUCAACAGCCAUAACUUUUGUAUCCUGUAACCUUUUAGCAGAUCCAUAAAUCCUCCAGUCCUGCGACAACUCUCUUUUUCCACCACCUUAGGUGUGGAACCUCAUCAAAGGCUUUUUGAAAAUCUCCACGUGGUAGGCCCACUGCAUCUUGUUUAUCUGUUAAGCCUCGCAGAAUAAGGGAAGGUAUGUUAGCAAGAUUUUGUGGUUGAAGAAAUAAAUCCAGAGAAAAUCCUACUUUUCUGGAACUACAGCCCCAGAGAUGAAGUGGGAGCAUCUCAGCAUUACGGCAUCUAGUCACUGACUUUCCUCAGAGGAUGAUCUACUUGUAGAACAUUUGAAAACUGGUUGUAAUUUCAAGUGUUUGUUCCAGUAUUUUCUUCCUCUCUGCAAGUCCAGAACAUACAAUAAUUUCUAAAAAUAACUGCUGCCACUCUAUAUUUUAGUUCAUUGGUUGCAUCUUGCAAGAGAGGUGAUUAGUGAAUCCUUUCUGUGUACUUCUGUGUUUGUGCUCGUACUGUUUCAUUCAGAAGAUAAGCUGCUCCUAGUGCCUGGAUCGACGUUUCCCCUGGCUGUCCGUGUUGCCGUGCCAGUGGCCGCUACGUGAGGCGGGAAGGAAACGGAAUUAACGUUUUUUGGUUUAAGUGCUUGUUGUGCAACAGAAGGUCAAGUCACCAAGUACUGACGUGAAACAGUAAUGCAAGGAAGAAUUAAAAGCCCUGUAGGAUAAAUACUGCUCACCCCUUCAUCACUUCCAGUCAGGGCAGUUCCUUGUCCCAGUGCAUACACUUCAUUCUAGAAAAAUACAGGAACUUCUAUUUCAUUUUAGAGAACACCGAUUUGUGUAUCCACAAAUGGGGAAUAACCACGUUCACCUGGCUGUGACUGUUAAAGGGUGUUCUGCAACAACAGCUAAAUAUGUAUUUCAGCUCUGUAUAUACAUUGAUCUUUUUACGGGAACAGCUUUCUAGAUGAAUGGCGCAUUGCAAUCUGUUGGAUGUGUUAUAAUUGCUUAGUUUAACAAUGCAGGUAAUCUUUGAAUUAAAAAUGA
Molecule: messenger RNA, 10057 nt
Organism: Calidris pugnax (ruff)
Lineage: Eukaryota; Metazoa; Chordata; Aves; Charadriiformes; Scolopacidae
Gene: TNFRSF8
Product: tumor necrosis factor receptor superfamily member 8
Exons: 14
Coding region: 5338-6801 (487 amino acids)
Molecular function (GO): protein binding
Source: RefSeq, a predicted model, not a curated record